AUGGGUAAAGACACCUUCGAACUCGGUGGCCAGCAAUGGCCGAAGGUGACUUGGUGGAAGAUGAAGGGGAUGCGUUUCGUGUAUCUCACAUUAUGGGCGGCAAUGAUCACUUCUGCGACCAACGGAUAUGACGGUUCCCUGAUGAACGGCUUGGAAGCCAUGGAUUCUUGGAAUGAAUCCUACAACCACCCGACCGGAUCUACACUUGGUCUUCUCGCCGCUGCCAUGUCGAUCGGAUCUAUGCUUUCCAUUCCCGUCGUGCCCUAUGUGGCCGAUGUCUUUGGUAGACGCGCUGGAGUGGUGACUGGAUGCGUGAUCAUGCUGUGCGGUGUAGCCCUCAUAUCUAUCGGCUAUCAUAUUGCCCUUUUUGUGGUUGGACGUAUCAUCCUUGGGUUUGGUUUGGGCAUUGCACAGGAAUGUUCACCAUUAUUGGUCACUGAGCUGGUUCACCCUCAGCACCGAGCCGUUUACUCCUCAAUUUAUAACUCACUCUGGUAUGUGGGUUCGUUGAUUGGCGCUUGUGUCGCGCUGGGAACGAAUCACAUUCACAAUAGCGAGUGGUCUUGGAGAGUCCCUUGUCUUCUACAGGGCAUUCCUUCUAUCUGUCAAUUGGUUUUCAUCUGGAGUGUACCCGAGUCGCCUCGAUGGUUGAUCUCAAAGGGAAGACACGAAGAAGCCAAGAAGAUUCUGGCUUAUGUUCACGCUCAGGGUGAUGAGGAUGACGCUUUGGUAAAUGUCGAGUACGAUGAGAUUCAGCAGACUAUUGCACUCGAGAAAGAAUUCGAAGGAAACAACUGGUCCGAGUUCUGGUCGACUCCCGGUAAUCGCCACCGCUUGAUUAUUCUCGUUUCGAUUGGUUUCUUCUCCCAGUGGUCUGGCAACGGAAUCGUCUCCUACUUCUUACCUCAGGUUCUGAAACUCAUUGGUAUCACAAACAGCAACACCGUGCUCACCAUCAAUCUGGUUUUGAGUGCUGUCAAUGUCGUUUCAGCUACAGGCAUCUGUUUCUUCGUUGAUAAACUCGGUCGCCGAAAGCUAUUCCUUACUAGCAGUGUCGCUAUGCUGGCUUGCUACACUUCGACCACCAUCGCCUUGGCUCGCUUUACCGAGACCACAAGUGGUAAAAACAGCGCAGCAGCUAACGCCUUCCUCGUUUUCAUGUUCCUCUACUACAUUUCCUACAAUAUCGGAUACUCUGGUUUGUUGGUGUCCUAUUCUUCUGAAAUUCUGCCUUAUCGUCUACGUGCCAAAGGAUUGACUAUCAUGUUCUUGUGUGUGGACAUGUCCUUGUGGUUCAACCAAUACGUCAACCCUAUUGCACUUCUGAAGAUCGGCUGGAAGUACUACAUUGUGUACUGUGUCUUCCUCGUCUUUGAAAUCUUCAUUGUUUGGAAGUUCUACCCUGAGACUAAGCAGAUCCCUCUUGAAGAGAUUGUGAAGAUGUUUGAUGGAGAUAAGGCUAUCCUUGGUGGAGCUGCCGCAUCAGAGAAAGUCAACCAGCUUACCACGCGCAAUGACUCUGUGGCAUAUGAUGGAGAGAAGGCUAUCACUACACAGGUUGAACUGUGA
Penicillium maclennaniae is the source of this 1569-nucleotide messenger RNA. Its product is annotated as sugar porter family MFS transporter. The record is from RefSeq and is a predicted model, not a curated record. NCBI's taxonomy places the organism in Eukaryota, Fungi, Ascomycota, Eurotiomycetes, Eurotiales, Aspergillaceae. Gene Ontology annotation, molecular function: carbohydrate:proton symporter activity. The coding region runs from base 1 to 1569 and encodes 522 amino acids. Gene Ontology annotation, cellular component: membrane. Gene Ontology annotation, biological process: carbohydrate transport; transmembrane transport. The transcript has 7 exons.